GAUUGGAAGCUGAGUGGCCAGUAGGAGGCCUACAGACCUAUUUAUAAGGCAAUGUGCAGUUGCAAGCUCAUGAGUAGACUGCAGGGACAGGGAGAGAUCUGCUGGACCAAACUUAUACAGAGAAGCAGGGAGUCUGGACACUGCAUAGACUGUAAGGGACACACGGACCUUCAGCGCUUUUGGCUACAGAAUCAGCCCAGGAUAUGUCUGUCCCCACUACCUGUCUACUAGCCAGGAUGCUGUGCCUUCCCUUUCUCAUCCUCAGCAUAUCCCAUGUCACAGUUAGAGGUUCAGGCUGGACCUACACAGGUCACCACGGGCAGGAGAACUGGCCAGAAUCGUACCCUGACUGUGGAGGGACUGCCCAAUCGCCAAUUAAUAUCCGCACUAGCAAUGUAUCUUACGAUGAGACCUUACCGCCCAUAGAACCAGAAGGAUACAACACUCCUGGGGACCAGCCUUUUACCCUGACCAACAACGGCCAUUCAGCUCAACUCUCUCUGCCCUCCACCAUGGAACUCCGAGGGCUCCCCAGCACAUUCAGGGCUGUUCAACUUCAUCUGCACUGGGGCAGCGCCAAUAAGCAGGCAGGGUCCGAGCAUCGGCUGGACGGGGAAGAGUUUCCUGCAGAGCUGCAUAUCGUCCAUUACAAUGCUGACAAGUACGCAGAUAUCAAUGAAGCCAAGAACAAGCCGGACGGUCUGGCAGUGCUGGGAGUCUUUUUCGAGAUAGGAGCGACGGAUAAUCCAGCUUAUGCUAAUAUACUGCGUCACCUGGAUAACAUCAGAUAUGCAGGACAAUCUAUAUCCGUUCCUUCAUUCAACGUGCGCCACCUACUCCCUGAGAAUUUGGAAGACUAUUUCCGCUACCAAGGGUCUCUGACCACCCCUCCCUGCUACCAGAGCGUGCUGUGGACCGUCUUCUACCAUCCAGUGGAAAUUUCCAGAUCUCAGCUGGAGAAACUGCAGACAACUCUCUAUUCUACGGAGGAAGGAGUCGCCCCAGAGGUGCUGGGAAACAAUGUCCGAGAAACGCAACCGCUUAAACCGGCCACGACAACAGAAUGUUUUCAUCCUUCUUCCUUUGACGCUACAGGUACUGUGGGGAACAUCCUAGCCAUCAUCUUCGGGAUAUUCUUGGGAAUUGUUGUCAUUGGCUUCAUUAUCUAUUUUAUCUACAGAAAGACGAGGAAAGAUACGGCGGGGACUUCGAAGUCACAGACAGCCCCCACUGAGGUGAAGACCGUCUAGUUUAUCAAAUUAAACAUGGCGGCCGGCAAGCUAAGAAUGUACAUAAAAGCACGUCAGAAUGAUUUGGUCACUGUGAAAGGACUUUUUUUUGCUGCCAACAUAGACUGGUCUUCAUGUUAAGGCUCUAUAAAUGAUGAUGGACCUUCUGGCUCUUGCCAUAAUAAUCUCCAUGGAUCUACAACCUCUGGGGUCUUCAACGGUUCUUGCUCCAUCCUGUGAAAUUUUAAUAUUAACUUUACAAUGUGUUUUGGAAGACUGUGCCCCUUUCAUCACCCGUCAGUUGCCACCCCAUGGCUCCUUUUUGUAAUUACUGCUUGAUCAUGGCCUGAAGACCAGAAGAAGCUGAAGAACAAGCGCAAGGAGAUGACAAUGGGCAAUGAAACCCAUUAGAACCCUGGCAUGUGUAAUAAGCUGGAUGUGAUUGGGCAGGGGGUGGCCAGGACCACCCUAUUAUUGUUGCCAAACUAUUCAACGUAGAAUUUACUUGUAGGAAAAAUUGGUACGUGCCACAUAUCACUCAACCACUGCUCAUAGUAUGUCACUGCAAGUCUUCCAUGUUGUAACCAGCUGGAAUAUAUAUCAGUCUCUA
This is a messenger RNA of Xenopus laevis (African clawed frog), 1839 nucleotides long. RefSeq names its product carbonic anhydrase 14 L homeolog (gene ca14.L). Lineage: Eukaryota; Metazoa; Chordata; Amphibia; Anura; Pipidae. The transcript has 10 exons. The record is from RefSeq and is a predicted model, not a curated record. Bases 204 to 1250 code for a protein of 348 amino acids.